This is a messenger RNA of Trichoplax adhaerens, 774 nucleotides long. RefSeq names its product axonemal dynein light chain p33. The coding region runs from base 1 to 774 and encodes 257 amino acids. Gene Ontology annotation, cellular component: axoneme; filopodium. Gene Ontology annotation, molecular function: dynein heavy chain binding. NCBI's taxonomy places the organism in Eukaryota, Metazoa, Placozoa, Uniplacotomia, Trichoplacea, Trichoplacidae. The transcript has 7 exons. The record is from RefSeq and is a predicted model, not a curated record.
AUGGUUCCUCCAAAUACCUCUUUGCUAAAAUAUGAUAAUCCAAUCUUAGUUAGUAGAAACACCGAAAAAAAAGCUACAAAGGUGAGUGGUGCUACAGUUACUGGUAAUGGCUCUCCCGCUGGUCCUGUACCUUCGCCUCCUAAAACAUCUAAGUUGCCACCAGUUGAAGCCCAAAAAAAUCAACAGACGGAAGAAAUUUUGAACUCUAUUUUACCACCAAAAGAAUGGCAAGAUAAUGGACAACUAUGGACCCAACAAGUUUCCAGCACUCCAGCAACUCGCCUCGAUGUAGUGAACCUACAAGAACAACUAGAUCAGAAGCUUCAACAGAGGCAAGCUAGAGAGACUGGAAUAUGUCCUGUUCGCAGAGAACUAUAUUCGCAGUCAUUUGAUGAGCUCAUAAGACAAGUUACAAUAAACUGCGCUGAACGUGGUCUUCUACUUUUGAGGGUUAGGGAUGAAAUACGGAUGACUAUUGCAGCUUAUCAAACACUAUACGAAAGCAGUGUUGCCUUCGGUAUGAGAAAAGCUUUACAAGCGGAACAAGGUAAAGCUGACAUGGAAAAUAAAAUUAGUGAAUUAGAAUCUGAAAAACGAGACUCAGAGAGACAAGUAAACGAACUAAAAGCAAAAUGCGAAGCUAUCGAAAAGCGUGAAGCUGAAAGAAGAAUGGUAGAAGAAAAAAGACACACAGAAGAGAUUCAAUUUUUAAAGAGAACGAACCAACAGUUGAAAGCUCAAUUAGAAGGCAUAAUUGCUCCAACAAGGAAAUAA